Caenorhabditis remanei is the source of this 660-nucleotide messenger RNA. RefSeq lists its product as uncharacterized. The transcript has 3 exons. Lineage: Eukaryota; Metazoa; Nematoda; Chromadorea; Rhabditida; Rhabditidae. Bases 1 to 660 code for a protein of 219 amino acids. The record is from RefSeq and is a predicted model, not a curated record.
AUGGGGAUCCAAUCUUCAAAAUCGAUCCCAACAAUCGCUUUUUCAGUUUUGGAGCAGAUUUAUCUUUUGUUCUUCUGUACACUGCAUCUUCCAGAACUUUACGAAUUGGUUCAUCUUUUUUGGCGACAGGAAUUCGUGGGAAAUGAGCAGAUCCGGCGAGAUCUCCAGGAUUGGCGAGUCCAGCUGUGUUUCUUUCGAAACGUGGACGAGGAGGUCCAUUCUGGGAAUACAUAUUUCCCCCACGUCCUCCUCUACCACCUCCAUUCAUAUUCAUUCGUCCCAUCUUCUGUGAGAGAUCAUCACGACCACCACGUUGAUAGUCGUCUCUACCACCUUGAUGGUAUCCUCCACGGCCAUUGUUGUAUCCACCGUUUCCUCCGUUCGAAUGUCCUCCGCCGUGACGAUCUCCACGAUGAUAGUCAUCACCACGACGUUGAUCGUAUUGAGGCUCUCGAUCGUAUUGAGAUCCACCUCUGUAUUGUUGGUUACGACGAUCUUCUUCUUGAUAGUAGCCACCGCCUCCUCCACGGUGGUUAUUGUAACUCAUUGUUAGUGGAACCCAGUACUGUUGAUUCCAGCUUCAAUCAGACUCCAAGCUCUAGAGCUGAAUUUCAUUUGAAAGACUACACAAGAAGAAGAGACGCAGAGAAAAUGUCGUGA